Trichoderma atroviride IMI 206040 is the source of this 1167-nucleotide messenger RNA. The record is from RefSeq and is a predicted model, not a curated record. Lineage: Eukaryota; Fungi; Ascomycota; Sordariomycetes; Hypocreales; Hypocreaceae.
UACAGUGUAAUGCACAGUGUAAUGCAUCUAUCUCUUUGUUUGCAUGCGGAUGACAGCGUACAGUACAGGCAAAAACAAGCACAGGUGGCCCGCUCGGUACAGUACUAUCUUGGCCCCCUCUCUCGCACUCGCCUGUCGUGCUGGUUCGAUCUUCACUUUGCCGUGUCUGGACGCGCGAGCUAAUAAUACGAAGCAUCUAGACAGAAACAAGAAAAGAUGAUGCGCUCAACUAAGGUUAGAGGACAAGGUAAAAGGAUAAGGCAGGCCAGGUAAAGUGAUGAUGAGAUCUACGGGACGCUCGCGCCGCCUCUCCAUAACGACUAGCCUCCCACCCACUGAUCAGACGCAGGGAAAUUGACUUUGCCCUUUGUUCUCGUAUUACGGCACGCCAGGAGCCACUCUGGAUGGCUUCCGGGUUCUGGGUGCUCCGUAUCCCACACCGAAAGCGAAAGCGGUCGAAUCUUGAUUCGCCCAAUCAAGCCUCUGUCUCUGCGUCUCUUCUUGUCUGCUCUCUCAACGCUCUGCUUUCGUCACUUGACCCAGACUGUGACUGUGGAUGGCUGCAUCAGGAUGGGAUGUCGUUGGCUCGCUUGCUUGCACUUCCACUUCAGCCCUCAGGGGUCAGAGGCUGGACUCGCUUCUCGACCGUCAUCCUCCAUUCUUUAGCCAUGUGCAAACCUGGCACGCACAUUGUGACCGUCAGCAGCGAACAGGGCCUCCACUCCGAUGGUGUCUUGCUGCAGACUGGUGGUCGGCAGAUGCAGCAGGGGAAUCCGGCAUCCUUUGACGGCUCGCCGCUUAUUCUCAAUUACCCCCUGCCAGGCUUCGAUUUUCGGAAUUGCUAGCACGGCGCCGAAGAAGAAAAAAACACUGCAGAAAAACGCUGCAGAACCGCGCCGCAGGAAGCCCCUGCGUACUGCAUGAAUGACAUGAUAGCUUUCAGGUGCAGCCGCGGCACCGCUGCUAUUUUGGCGAACUUUUGUCUAGCCCUUGGUCCUAUCACACUACGGAAUUGCUCCGUAAGUGCCAUUCUUCCACUUUUCUUCGUUGAAAUUAGGAGGAGAGACGCGGGCGAGAAGGAAAUACAAUGGAGCAGCUGAAUGGUUGCGAAGUGCCGUUGCUGCUCCAUUCCAGAUGCCCAGAAAUGCUAUUCUUAUUUUGAUGGCU